Dentiscutata erythropus is the source of this 1435-nucleotide messenger RNA. The record is from the annotation of a GenBank genome assembly. NCBI's taxonomy places the organism in Eukaryota, Fungi, Glomeromycota, Glomeromycetes, Diversisporales, Gigasporaceae.
UAAAUUAUCGUUUAAUAAAUCUAACAAAAAAUUUGGCAAACAACUUAGUCCAAUAUUAUUUUCUGUUCCUGCACCGAACGCAGAAAAGCCACCCUUUUUAGAGUAUUCCCCAGAUUCUCAGCUUCCUGUUUCCCCUUUAUAUGACAAUAAUAAUGAGGGGGAACGCCCUGCUCUUCCCAAAUCACAUUCGGCAACAGAUCUCAGAACACAAGUGAGAGGGAGAAUUUUUCGUUCUUUCUCUCAAACGAGCGUUCCUGGUACCUCUACAAGUCAUUACUUGAAUAGGUUGUCAAAUUCUUCUUCUGGUGGAAGUUCAAAGGUUUCUACCUUAGCUAUCGCGCGUAAACAUAGUUUACCACCAACAGCUGAUCUUUUUCAAAAUGAACUAGACAGACCAUAUAUGACUUUUGCUGAAUUUAAAAGAAUGGAUCAACAUCCUCGGCAGCAAAGAGCAAUUUUAACUGCUUUGCAACGACAGGAUAAUAAACUGAGAAAAGAAGGUGUUAUAAAAGAUACGAGUAGUAAAACUUUAAAAGGAAAAAAAGAUCGAAAGCUUUCAAAAACCAAAGAAUCGAGGUCUUUGUCCAUUGUUAGGCGGGGUUCUUCUGGUGCUAGCGCACUAAAGUUUCUUGGUAUAAAAAAGGGCAAGAAAAGAACUACUUCUGUUUUAUUACACAAUCUUAUAUUGGCCAUUAGGGAUAAUAAAAUUUCAGAUGCAUUAACAAUACUUUCACAUAUACCUAAUAGUUCUUUUAAUUCUUUAAAAAAGAAAAAAUCUGUUGAAGCCAAUCGUGCUUUUUUGAUGGCUAUUGCUAAUCGAAUGGAAGAUGUUGCAUUGGCAAUGUAUGAACGAGGCUUUCCAGUUGAUGUAAAUUCACCAAUUUUUGUAAAAAAUGCGGAUCGUGGAGGGAUAAAGUUUCCAAGCUAUUUUAUCUUGGCUGUUGCUCUAGGAUUGAAUGAGCUUGUUAAAGCAAUGGUGAAGCGAGCUAACGUGAAUCAGACGUGGUUUGGUCUCUCACCAUUAAUACUUGCUGUAUCUCAGGCAACUAUAGCAUAUUCAUCUACGGGUUUAAAGUCAAAGUCCAGGACUACUUUACUUAUCAAGCUUUUAUUGGAAAAUGGCGCAGAUCCGUCACAAGGUUUACCAUUAGAACAAUUUAAUACAUUAAGAAAAUUAAAGGCAAAGCAAUAUAUGAGAAGGUUGAACAUUUUACAUUCACUCAAGUCUGAUGAGGUUCCAAGUGAAUCAGGUAGACUUGAUUCCAUUCCUCAACAGUAUGGUAGUGUAACCUGGGAUUCGAAACAAAAAAGAAAAGAAAUGGAAAAAUUUUCGAAAGUAAAGUGGGUAUUUCCAUUAGAUAUUGCUUCAGUAGCUGGUAAUCUUGAAAUUAUCAGGGUGUUACUAUCUAGGUUCGUUAACUUAAAGUUAUCCUGA